Zea mays is the source of this 1448-nucleotide messenger RNA. RefSeq lists its product as uncharacterized. Gene Ontology annotation, molecular function: CoA-ligase activity. The transcript has 6 exons. The record is from RefSeq and is marked provisional. Bases 111 to 1181 code for a protein of 356 amino acids. NCBI's taxonomy places the organism in Eukaryota, Viridiplantae, Streptophyta, Magnoliopsida, Poales, Poaceae.
GGUGCCUGGAGCUGCGGGCCCUGGUGGACGCCGCCGAGCCGCUCGCCGCCGACGAGGAGGUCGGCCCCGACGACGUCGUCGCGCUGCCCUACUCCUCCGGCACCACCGGGAUGCCCAAGGGCGUCAUGCUCACGCAUCGCAGCCUCGUCACCAGCGUCGCGCAGCAGGUGGACGGCGAGAACCCGAACCUGUACUUCAGCAAGGAUGACGUGGUGCUGUGCGUGCUGCCGCUGUUCCACAUCUACUCGCUGAACUCGGUGCUCCUGGCGGGGCUGCGCGCCGGCUGCGCCAUCGUGAUCAUGCGCAAGUUCGAGAUCGGCGCGCUGGUGGAGCUGGUGCGCGCGCACGGCGUGACCGUGGCGCCCUUCGUGCCGCCCAUCGUGGUGGAGAUCGCCAAGAGCCCCCGCGUGGGCGCCGCCGACCUCGCCUCCAUCCGCAUGGUCAUGUCCGGCGCCGCGCCCAUGGGGAAGGACCUCCAGGACGCGUUCAUGGCCAAGAUCCCCAACGCCGUGCUCGGCCAGGGGUACGGGAUGACCGAGGCGGGGCCCGUGCUGGCCAUGUGCCUGGCCUUCGCCAAGGAGCCGUUCGAGGUCAAGUCCGGCUCCUGUGGCACCGUCGUCAGGAACGCGGAGCUGAAGAUCGUCGACCCAGACACCAGCGCGUCGCUGGGACGGAACCAGCCAGGCGAGAUAUGCAUCCGCGGCGAACAAAUCAUGAAAGGUUAUCUGAAUGAUCCAGAGGCGACAAAGAACACCAUUGAUAAGGACGGAUGGCUGCACACCGGGGACAUUGGUUAUGUGGACGAUGACGACGAGAUCUUCAUCGUUGACAGGCUGAAGGAGAUAAUCAAAUACAAGGGCUUCCAAGUACCUCCUGCGGAGCUUGAAGCCCUUCUCAUCACACAUCCUGAAAUCAAGGAUGCCGCUGUUGUCUCGAUGAAAGAUGAAGUCGCCGGCGAAGUCCCGGUGGCAUUCAUUAUACGCAGUGAAGGCUCUGAGAUCAGUGAGAACGAGAUCAAGCAGUUUGUUGCAAAGGAGGUCGUGUUCUACAAGAGGAUCAACAGAGUUUUCUUCACGGAUUCUAUCCCGAAGAAUCCCUCCGGCAAGAUUCUUAGGAAGGACCUGAGAGCGCGGCUUGCCGCGGGCAUCCCAAGCAGUGACAACACACAGUCCAAAAGUUGAUACGUACUUUCGUACUAUUCUUUUCUAGCUGUGCCAAAAAUCAUGCUGUGCUCUAUUCAUGAGAUGGCAAUGGUAUACACAAAACGCCAAGCGGUCGUUAUCGAUUCUUCUAGAUGGGCAAGGGUAAGGUAUACUUCGUUUGUGUCCGACAUAUUAUGUAUUUGUAUCAUGUAUAGAUACGUUUUGUUGACAACAAGUGCUAAUUAUAAUGUAUACCAUGUUUGGGAACCUAUUGUUCUUGUUAAUAAAGAGUCGACCCCUGUCCUG